AUCGCACUCUCUUUUUCGUGUACACCACAGAACUGGAAGUCUGGAAGUCUGGAAGUCUGGAAGUCUCUCAAAAUGCCUCCCUCCCCACAAACGACAAAACUAACCAGCACCCUCCACCUCCUCAUCCCGCGCCUCCGCCUCCUCCAAAAAAAAGACACCGCCAGCAGCGUCAUCCAGCGCCGCGACCUGUCAAGUUUACUGGCCGAAGGCCGCGACACGAGCGCCCGCAUCCGCGUCGAGAAUGUGAUCGCCACCGACACCGCCGUCGAAGCCAUGGAGAUGGUCGAGCUGUACUGCGAGUUACUUCUGGCGCGGGCGAACGUGCUCGACCAGGCCGCGUUCGGGGAGAAGGGCGCGCAGGCCCGGACUCGCGCGAGACUGGCCGCUGCCGCCGGGGGGAAGCAUAGCGCCUCGACGUCGGGGGAGACCAGCGGAAGUUUAGGCGGCAGGUUCUCGCUUUUCGGGCUGGGGAAACACGCACCGUCACCGUCUUCCAAUCCCCCCGGUGAAGCCGAAGCGGAGCAUCCCCCCACCCCACUAGACAACGGUACGGACACUGCAGGGCAGGAGUACAUCGACGCCGCCCUCGACGAGGCCGCGGCGGUGAUCUUCUACGCGUACCCGCGCUUCCCGCAUGACGUGCGCGAGCUCACGAUCCUCCGCAACCUGCUGGGUGAGCGGUGGGGCAAGGAGUUCAUGGCGCUGGCGCAGGAGGAUGCCGUGCCGGGCGUGCGGGUGCCGGCCCGCGUGGUCAAGGUGCUGCGCGUGCGCGCGCCGUCGGCCGAGUUGGUGGAUUGUUAUCUGAGGGAGAUUGCGCGGGCUUAUGGCGUUGCUUGGGGGGGUGGGGAGGAUCUUGUUGAGGGGGGUGGGGAUGUGCCGACGACCUCUGGGUUGGAUGGUGAUGGUGAUGAUGAUGGUGAUGAUGGGGAUGGUGCCCCCGGGAAUGGGGGAGAUCCGUCGACACCGAUACGCCGACAGCGCUCGCCGGUCGAGAGCGAAGCGCGCCGGGCGUCGGAGACCCUCGCGCUGAAUCAGGCGACGCCGCCCAGGGGCUGGCAGCAGGGGAAGAGUUUCGUGAGUGUGGCGCCGCCGGGGCCCAGGGUGGAUAAUUUGCAUCCCCGCGUGAGGGUGCCCGGCGAUGCGGAUUAUCCGCCCUCGACGACGACGACGGUGGGCGAGGCUGGAGUGCCUGCCAGUGGGGCGAAAGCGAAGAGUGAUAUACCGGAGUUGGAUGAGUUGACGAGGCGGUUUGCUGCGUUGAGGCGGUAGUUUGGCUUACACGUGGCUUUGGGACCGGUGGUGGUGGUGGUGGUUACGAUUCGUGUGCAUACUUACGCUGGUUUAU
Aspergillus aculeatinus CBS 121060 is the source of this 1345-nucleotide messenger RNA. Its product is annotated as DUF292 domain protein. The transcript has 2 exons. NCBI's taxonomy places the organism in Eukaryota, Fungi, Ascomycota, Eurotiomycetes, Eurotiales, Aspergillaceae. Gene Ontology annotation, biological process: protein transport. The record is from RefSeq and is a predicted model, not a curated record. The coding region runs from base 73 to 1269 and encodes 398 amino acids.